Molecule: messenger RNA, 768 nt
Organism: Colletotrichum acutatum
Lineage: Eukaryota; Fungi; Ascomycota; Sordariomycetes; Glomerellales; Glomerellaceae
Exons: 1
Coding region: 132-359 (75 amino acids)
Source: RefSeq, a predicted model, not a curated record
CAAUAACAUGCGGCCUUCACGGCGGCCCUCUGAGAGUUGUCGUUCACUUCACCGCGACCAACACCAUCCCAACCGAGCAAGCUGGGCGGUGCACGCUUCGCGAGCUUAUUCCAACAAGUUUCCACAAAAACAUGCUCUUAUUUGUCAUUUACUCGUUUUGUGUUUAUCUUGUUUACUCAUUCUUAACUGCCAUGGAUAGUCAUCCUGUCAUCCAUUUCGCAGUCGCCGCCCCUGGCUUACCUCAGUAUCGUGGCACUGCAGGUUCUUCAACAUUCGUUUGCGGUUUCCUCUCUAGAAUUUCCAAAGCCGGCCUCACCGGCAGCGACAUACCGGGGGUGGAUCCGGGAAAGGGAAGCUGAACUCACGCCGCAGCAGACCGAUAUCUUCCGGCCGUGAUCUACCUUACCUGAGCUUGCGGUACAUCGUGAACCACAGGGAGAAGUUAGAACAAUCCUCUGCGUCCAGUUCCUCUGCUUUCCAGCUGGCGUGUCCCCCUUCCCUCGCUCACCGCCACGCGCACCACUGCUAGACACAACUUUCAAGAACCCGGUCACCCGCGACCCGUGAAUCCCGGAUGUUCUGGAAAAGACGGGAGCUGGACACUCAGACAGCAGACUUGAAGGCACUGCCGCACUGCUGGCUACUGACGACGCUGAGGUGGUGCGGCCACUCUCCCCUCCCCACCUCGCUCCGCCCAACGCCGGUGACCCCACUACCUUAAGGGAUACUUACCAUCCGGAUUACCCUAAUGCUGAGAUCCACCUCGCC